GAUGUACCUACGUUGUAAUCUCUAACAAUUGGACGAGCAGCUAAGUGAAGAAGCGCUUUCUGCACUAUCUUUCGAUGUGGUCAUAGAGAUUUUGGCUAAGCUGCCGGACGAGAUGGAGAGGUUGGAAGAAAAAUGGAGAUUGGAGCUCUCAGACUUAGCGGAACUGCAGAAAAAAGCACUGCAGCUCAGCACAUCUAUCAAAAUGAAGCCUGGUAAGCGUGGUAGGCGUGGAGGAGGUAAAGGAAAAUUGUUGUUGCUGUAGGAGAC
Messenger RNA from Amoebophrya sp. A25, 267 nucleotides. The record is from the annotation of a GenBank genome assembly. Lineage: Eukaryota; Dinophyceae; Syndiniales; Amoebophryaceae.